UGGAGAGACAGAGUGAUUGUGGUGAAUGCUCAACGGGGAUACCCUUGCUCUUAUGAAUAUUACAACGAGCCCUUUACAUAAAGGAGAGCAUUUGAAAGCUGGACACAUUAGAAUAAACCUCAAGAUCAUUUUACUGGCAGGGCCAUGGCAUGAAUUGCCCCAGUGUCUGCAUAAAGUUGUGAUCCUGUAGGAAAAUCAGCUGUAUUUAUCAUUACAGAUAUUAAGAUGAGCACAGACGCUGUUGAGCAGACAGAAUCUCAGCAUGAACAAGCUGACAUUGAACAAAAUGGCAUCGACUUCACCAGACAAAUUAAGACCGAGAACCUGAACGAUUCACCACAUUCUGGAUCUUCACACAAGACAUGCCACUUAACUCAGGGAUCACCGCUGCCUCCUGGCCAGCUGACUGGGGAGAUGCCCUCCCUGCACCCUCUGCCGCAGCUCGUCCUGAUGCCUGGAUCUCACCUGUCUUCUCCUUCAUCAUUCCUCCUCUCACAGGCCCAGUCAGGACAUCAAGCACUCCUGCCACCCAAUCUGCUUUCCUUGCCAUCCCAGACUCAGACAGGACUUCUCCCGCACCAACCUGGUCUUGCACUCACUCCACAGGCAAUGGGCAGGUCAGGUCUCGCUGGUUCCUCUAUGGAUGGACAUCUGGACAUGUCUCACUUACAGGUGCCUAAACAUGUGGGAUCGCCACAAGAUGAGCCCAAUGACCUGGAGGAGCUGGAGCAGUUCGCUAAAGCCUUUAAACAGAGACGCAUUAAACUAGGCUUUACUCAGGGUGAUGUGGGUCUGGCCAUGGGAAAGCUGUAUGGAAAUGACUUCAGUCAGACUACCAUCUCACGCUUUGAAGCUCUCAAUCUAAGCUUCAAAAACAUGUGCAAGCUCAAGCCUUUACUGGAAAAGUGGCUAAGUGAUGCAGAGAAUUCACCGUCUGACACCAUGACCAACACCACUACUUUACCACCCCUCAUGGAGGGAUAUGGAAGGAAGAGAAAAAAGAGAACAAGCAUCGAAACGAACAUCAAGCUCACGCUUGAGAAACGCUUUCUAGAUAACCCAAAACCCAACUCUGAAGAGAUUACGCUGAUCUCAGAGCAGCUGGCCAUGGAGAAGGAGGUGGUGCGGGUUUGGUUCUGCAACCGGCGGCAGAAGGAGAAGAGGAUAUACUGCCCAGUUUCCACUUCACCCAUAAAACCUCACAACUUCAACCCUCGUCUGCCUUCAACUUCCCGCUCCUUUAGUCCACUUACUUCUGGAGGUGUCUCAUCAAGCUCCUCCCCUGGCAGCCCCAGCCGAGGCUCUUCCCCAGGCACACUGUCCACCACCUCCAGUCCGCUGACAGCACAGAGCGUCAACCAGACCUUUAACACUGCCGGAUCGUGGUAUCGCUGGAACACCGCCUCAUACCAUCACUGAGUCCCUUUGAAGUAGCACAUCCCGAAGCUGCAGCUUAAUUUCAUAUCCUACCAGAUGGAAAAAAAAGCACUCAUUCUGUAACGUUUACAACCUGCACUAAAUCUAGAGGCAGAACACAGAACUACUUCUGCUUCUCCUGGUCUAAUGUUCAAGGGCUUGUAAAAAAGAGCUUCACUGCUAAUUACUGAAGGGAAAAUGCACUAAUAUGCUACAGUACGCUGUUUAGAUAUGCAAUUUUGCUAUAAAGAACAUGUUCGGCAUUUUCAGCAGAACUUCUAAGGUGUUUGAAUCUUUAUUUUACUUUCUGAGCAAAAAUCUCUGCGCCAGUUUUGUUGGAGAUGAAGGUUCAAAUCUGGCUUAAUGCGUCUAAAACAAAACUGCACACAGCUAAAAACAAAGACCACUCAUAUUUGUAUGCAUUGUUUACAUGCUUUAUUAUUGUUUUCACUCUUGCCUUAACUGAUGUUAUGAUAAUUUGAUGGGAUAAUUGUAUGAUUUAUUGAAAAUUUAAUUAUUUUUGCUGUGCUCAUAUUGUCAAUGAAAUUGUCAACUCUGAUAUGGAUAUGUAGCGAUAUUUAGUGUAUUGGCCAACACAGUUUACAGGGAUAACUAUGUUUUUUGUAUGCACCUGCUUUUGUGUUUUAAAGUUUUUGAAAGAAUUUCUGGCAGGGAAAACCUUUUAAUAUGCCUCGUGUGGAAUAUGAGCAUCUCACACGGUUUGUGUGCAACUUCAUCCAAAGCAUUUGAAGUUCCUUGAUUUUAAGAUUUAAGCUUAUUUGUAUGGUUAAUGUUAUUAUAUAGAAGUUGUUUGUUUGGUUGUUCUUUGCUUUUUUAAAAAUUUAAAACCGCUGUAUAUUUCAGUUUUACUGACUUAUUAAAAUGUACUUUCAAUUUGUACCUUACUUGCUAUCCAACCCUAAUGCAGUACAUAUUUUCAAAUACUUGUAACAACACAAUGCCAUGUGCUUUGUUACAAUAUAAUAUAAUAUAAUAUAAUAUAAUAUAAUAUAAUAUAAUAUAAUAUAAUAUAAUAUAAUAUAAUAUAUUAUUUUUGCAUAGUAAACAUUGAGACUUUUGGGACUAUUCUUUAAAGGGGUAGUUAACCCCAACAUGUAAAUAUUGUCACUUCUUACUCACCAUUAAGUGGUUCCAAAAGCUAUUUAAAGCAGGGACUAAGCCGAAGGUAAUGGAGUGGAUUAAAUAAAGUAGUUACUUUUAAAAACUG
Danio rerio (zebrafish) is the source of this 2644-nucleotide messenger RNA. The record is from RefSeq and is a predicted model, not a curated record. NCBI's taxonomy places the organism in Eukaryota, Metazoa, Chordata, Actinopteri, Cypriniformes, Danionidae.